Messenger RNA from Funneliformis caledonium, 1140 nucleotides. Lineage: Eukaryota; Fungi; Glomeromycota; Glomeromycetes; Glomerales; Glomeraceae. The record is from the annotation of a GenBank genome assembly.
AUGACUCAGGCGUUGAGACAGAGUAGUCGGGGUCUCUGGCCAUCAAGAAUAAUUCCCUGGAAUGGAUUUCUUGAAGAAGUAACUCAAUUCAGCUUCGAUCAAAGAGAGCAAAAGUUCAGUAGGCCCCAAUUUGUUGAAGGUAUAAGAGCUCACGUUGAAUAUAAUGUUAAAACUGCUAUGGAUUUUAAUAUCUUUCGUACAUUGAAUUCGCUUUUGUCCCCAACAUUUGAGUUUUUAAAACAAAAAGAUUCUGACUUUAAUUUUGAUGAUUCAAACAUUGGCCUUGGAAAAUCAGAUUUUACUUGCCAAAAGUAUGAUAGUUCUAAUGAUCAUACAGGAAAAAGAAUCAUAGAAAUCAAAAGAGACUGUGUUAUGACACAGUUACGUGAGAUUAGUUUAAGUGAAUUAUUUGAUGAACACUUUACUGGUCAUGCACGUGGCGAUUUGGUUAACGUAAUUAGUCAGGUUUACAACUAUAUGAUCGUGGACAAAUUACAAUAUGGCAUAAUUGCAACCUAUAAUUACCAUUGGUUCUUUCACCGUCCAAAUGCUGAUCUAUCAAUACUAUUAAUUUCUGAAUCUCUUCUGUUACAGUCAACAAGUCCGCCAGUAUUCAAAACUUAUGUAUACUUGGUCCGCCUGGUAACAAGUAAACCUAAAUCACCUCAUCUAAAUGUAAUUUCAGGACGAACUAGACAAGAUAUCAGAGUACAAGGUUUCAGAAUUCAAAACUUGGGUUUCUAUAACCAAAGUUUCAGUCAAAGUUUGGGUCCAGAUAGGAGUUAUUUUGUGAAGAGGAAUUCUUCAAAUAAAAUUAAUGGAGAUGUUCUUGCAAAGCGUAAAUUUGCACUUAUAGGGUUGUUUACAGCAUUCUACCAACUAAGUACUAUUAGUGGAAUUAUCUCAAAACAUGUGAAGGAUCAUUAUGUUGAAUGUUUAUUGUGUGAGUUUGCACAAUGGGCACGAUAUUAUGAAUGGAAGGUAGAGGGUCAGUUAGAUUACAGUAAAUGGAUACUGAAAUUCAAAGAAGCAGAUAAUGCCGUAAUUUCAACAAAAAUGGUUUCUUCUAAAAUAAUUUCCUAUGAAAGUUUAGAUUUAGAAAUUUAUUAUAGACUUAAUGCUAUUGACAGAGAAUCCUAG